AUGGCAAACGUCUUGACCUUGGUCCCAAGUUUGACGUCACUCACACCAAUGCCAUACUCCAUCCCGGGUACACCGUCUCAAGGCCACCCAGGUCACCGCCGUUCACACUCCAAUAUAUCCUUCGUCACUGGUGGCGCAUACACUCCCAUGGCACCACCCCGUCGGAAGACGGUCUCUACACCCAGGUUCCAUCUAAAAUCAGACGACGAAGAUUCGUCUCAUUCAGACAACGACGACGCUGCUCCUGCACCAGUCAUGAAAACUGCACCUUCUCAUUCAGUAGGACCCGUCCCCUUCCCGCGCACUUCUCCCCUUUCCAGCCCCGUCCCUCAACAAGCCAAGGUCCCUUUUCCUAUCACGACCUCUUCAUCGCCCAGACCAUCCUUCUCACGAACCUCAUCAACCCCAAUCCUCCUCUCAAACGGUAAACCACUCAAAUCAUCACUCAAAUCGUCCUCUUCCUCCCCCAACAUCCCAUUCCCACCUCAGUCCCUAGUCCCGUCCAUGAUGCAUCAUCAUCACCACCACAACCACUCCCAUCAUCUGAGAGCAGCAUCGGCACCAACAACGCCGCACCUCCCUUCGCCCCCAUCCUCCCCUACCCAUUCAGACAGCCCACCCCAAACGCCCUCUGCACAUCCGAAAAACGUGCACUUCCCAUCGCAGGAAGAGGGCGGACUGGCUACUGUACGGUUGUUCAAACGCUCUGCGAAGCCAGCUGCGUUGUCAAAGCCGGAAGGAGAGGAAACGGAGACGGAGACGGAGGGCGAGAGCUCUGCUGUCGGUGCUAGUGGUUGGCGGUCUUAUAACAACAACAAAGGGGGGUAUCCGUUCCCUCGAUCUUCGUCCUCCCCAUCUCCAUUGGCUACAUCAGGAUUAGGGACGACGACAUUCGAAAUAGACACAAAGAACUCGAGCCCGGUGCCUUCCCCUUCCUCUUCUGGGAAUAACAUACACUUGGAAAGUUUGGUGUUCAAGACGGAGAGGAUGAACCUCUCCGGAACGCUCCUCGUCCGGAACUUGGCGUACGAAAAAGUGGUAGCCGUUAGGUUUACGUUGGAUGAGUGGGAUACGACGAGCGAGGUGUUGGCCAAAUAUGUUGUUUCUCUUCCUUCCUCCCCCGCCACCUCUGUUGGGAUGACGCUUGGUGAUGUGGUGGCGCCGACGAAUGUAGAAGGAUGGGAUAGAUUUGGGUUCUCGAUCCGUUUGGAAGACUACGCUCAUAACCUCUCCGAACGGACGAUGUGGCUUGUGGUCAGGUAUGUUACGGAGGGUGGUGGAGAGGGGAAGGAGUGGUGGGAUAAUAAUGGGGGUGAGAAUUAUCGGGUUUCGUUUCAUGUGAAGGAGAAGGAGGGAAGGAAGAGGCAGGUUGCGUUGAGUGCUCCUCCGUCGUUCCCACUCCCACCUAAACUAUCUUCUUCAUCCUCGCUCCCUCCUUCAUGGACCGUUCCUUCCUACCCCUCCACCACCACAUCCCCAGCAACAACAACAACACUAUCACAAGCAAAAGCCCAAACAACGCUAACCCGCCUCAAAAAACUCAACCUUCGGAACUACGCAGCGCCGGGGAGUGUGGGCGCAGCAGCCGCUGCCGCCGUUAUAUCCUUCCCCCCUCGUCAAAGUCAAGUUGGCGCGACUUCCUCCUCCUCCCCACCUAUAGCCACAGAGUCGAAGCUGGAAGGAACGGCAACGAGCGAGUCGUUGACGACCACCCCGCUUACGAGUCCGUUACAUACGCCUGUGGGGGAACAUAAUGCGUUGCCUCUUCCACUCGUUCAUGGACAUGAGAAAGCGGGCAAGCAGCUGAAGGACGGGGAGGAGGGGGAGGACGAGGAAGGGUGUGGAUUGCCGGUUUCGUUGUCUCGUCGUGGGCGAGAACGCGAAGAAGGUCUGGGUGGGAUGGGUAUCUCCCCACGCGAAGGCGUGGGUAUGGAUAUCAUCUCUGGUCCAGGAGCGGGGGAGAUGAUGAAUAUAGGUGUUUCCCCGCCUUUUUCUUCGUUUGCGUUUGGUAGCGGGAACGGGAACGGGAACGGGGGUGGGAUGCAUUGGAGUUGGGGUGCCUCGCCUGUUCCCCGCAAGUCUACUGAACCCUCAACGACUACGCCAAAAUCGUCCCCACCACCGCCCUUCCCAACAACCAAACCCAAAACGACCCUCCCCGCGCUGUUGUUGGAUAAUAUACGCAAGAAGAGUACCCAUUCUCCGCCUAGGUCGCCUGUUCCACGUAGAGAGGGGAGGGAGAGGGAGGAGAAGGCCCCGCCGGCUUUUUUACUCGAGGGCGGCGGGUCGGCGUCGUCAAGUGGAAGUGGGAGUGAGACGCUCUCACAGGAAGUGGAUGAGGAGGAGGAUGAAGAGGAGGAGGAGGAGAGCGUACAAGUCCAAGUCCCAGUACCGAUUCCAGCGUUUUCGUAUACGCCCCCUACGCCACGCAAGGCCGCCCACCACUCGACACACUCCAAUUCGCCGUCGCCCUCUUUGCAGACGCCUUCACCGUCGUCUUCGUCUGAUGAGAUAUACCAGGCUUUCGUGCGUCAGUGGUGUUUUGCGCAGGGACCUGCCCAUUCUAUUGGUGGUGUGGGGGAGAAGAUGGAGAAGGGGGGUGUUGUUGGUUGA
Laccaria bicolor S238N-H82 is the source of this 2613-nucleotide messenger RNA. RefSeq names its product carbohydrate-binding module family 21 protein. Bases 1 to 2613 code for a protein of 870 amino acids. The transcript is spliced from 2 exons. Gene Ontology annotation, biological process: regulation of glycogen biosynthetic process. The record is from RefSeq and is a predicted model, not a curated record. Gene Ontology annotation, molecular function: protein phosphatase 1 binding; glycogen binding. Lineage: Eukaryota; Fungi; Basidiomycota; Agaricomycetes; Agaricales; Hydnangiaceae. Gene Ontology annotation, cellular component: protein phosphatase type 1 complex.